Molecule: messenger RNA, 1581 nt
Organism: Paraphaeosphaeria sporulosa
Lineage: Eukaryota; Fungi; Ascomycota; Dothideomycetes; Pleosporales; Didymosphaeriaceae
Exons: 4
Coding region: 1-1581 (526 amino acids)
Molecular function (GO): protein binding
Source: RefSeq, a predicted model, not a curated record
AUGGCCUACCCCAGCACCAGCAUCAGGUUCACAGGACAUGGCAACCAGGGGCCGCAGCCUUCGUGUUUCGUGCCGUUCCGCUCCGACCCUGAUUUUGUCGAUCGUGGAACGCUACUUGACCGGCUACGCGAGCGAUGCGCUGCGCCAGCAUCCCGUGUUGCGCUGGUGGGCCUCGGCGGGGUGGGCGGCGGCCGCGCGAGCACCAGCACCCGCACCAGCGGCCUCCAGCGGCACUUAUCCGAGUAUCUGCCUCCGAGCAGGCACGGUUCAGUCCUUGUGACGAGCCGGACAAGGCGCGCGGCGAUGCAGAUCGUGGAAGACAGCGACAUUAUGCUGAUCGAGCCGAUGCACGAUGCAGCUGCACACGCGCUUCUAUACAAGAAGCUCGGAGACAAGGUGGACAGAGGCGGCGGCAUUGCCGAGUUAGCGGCUGCCCUGGAGUACAUGCCGCUCGCUCUCGUGCAGGCGGCGGCAUACAUUCGCGAGCGAGCACCGCGAUCCUCAGUGCGGCAGUACCUGGCGGAGUACCGUGAGAGUGACAGCAGAAAGACGAGCCUGCUCAAUCAAGCAGCCGGCCACCUCCGCCGUGAUAAGGCAGCCAGCAACUCAGUCCUUCUCACGUGGCAGAUCUCGUUCGACCACAUAAGCAGCAGCCGGAGAUCAGCAGCAGAUCUGCUGUCGCUGAUGAGCUUCUUCGACCGACAGGGGAUUCAAGAAGCGCUGCUCCGCAACCCCAGCGGUAUAACAGACGACGACAAUUUCGAGGAUGAUGUUCUUGUACUGCGCGACUACUCCUUCAUCACGGUUACAGAGGCGAACACGUUUGAGAUGCACAAUCUAGUACAGCUUGCUACACGCACGUGGCUAGGAAACCAGGGUCAACUUGACAGGUGGCGGGAGCAGUUUAUUUCCAACCUUUGCGCAGACAUGCCUACGGGACAACACGAGAACUGGCAGAAAUGCCAGGUGUUGUUCCCGCAUGCGAGAGCAGCAUUAACACAACGGCCUCAGGGUAAGGACUCACUUAAGGAGUGGGCUCUGUUACUUUAUAAGGCCGCAUGGUACGCAUGGGAACGAGGAAAUGCAGACGAGGCAGAAAACAUGUCGACGGUGUCAAUGGAGGUUAGGCAGGAGGUGUUUGGGGAAGAGAAUGUGGAGACGCUAGGCAGCAUGCAUAUAAUCGGGCUAGCAAGGGAGCUUGGAGGCAAGUACAAGGAGGCAGAGGCGAUGAAUAGGCAGACGCUGGCGCUGUACCAGACGGUGCUUGGUCGUAAGCAUCCAGACACGCUAUCAAGCAUGAGUAACUUGGCGGGAUUGUGUUGCUACCACGAGUCUCUUGCCCUGUACGAAAGAGCAUGCGCUGGGUAUCACAUUGUCUUUGGGGAGGAUCACCCAACCACUCGUACGUGUCGCCAACAUUAUGCUACGGCUAGAAUGGAUGCAACAAAAAACCAGUGUACACCCACACUCGCUCCAGCAACACCAGAUAGCAAUGUAGGUGUAGAUAUAAGGAAGGUGUCAAAGCUCUCACGUGGGCUGGCGAAACUUGGUAUAAGAAGUUCAAAGACAUCCUUAAAAUAA